AGAAAAUGUCAGUUUAUUCUUCAAGCUAUACUGCUUGGCAGUGAUGACUCUGGUGGCUGCAGCUUAUACCGUAGCUUUAAGAUACACAAGGACAACAGCUAAAGAACUCUACUUUUCAACCACAGCCGUGUGUGUCACAGAAGUUAUAAAGUUACUGAUAAGUGUUGGACUUUUAGCUAAAGAAACUGGAAGUUUGGGUAGAUUUAAGGCAUCUUUAAGUGAAAACGUCUUGGGGAGCCCCAAGGAACUGAUGAAGUUAAGUGUGCCAUCACUGGUGUAUGCUGUUCAGAAUAACAUGGCUUUCCUAGCUCUUAGUAAUUUGGAUGCAGCAGUAUACCAGGUUACCUAUCAACUGAAGAUUCCCUGUACUGCUUUAUGUACCGUUUUAAUGUUAAAUCGAACACUCAGCAAAUUACAGUGGGUUUCAGUUUUUAUGCUGUGUGGUGGGGUCAUACUUGUACAAUGGAAACCAGCACAAGCUACAAAAGUUGUGGUAAUAGCUAUUGCUAUAUUUCCAUGCUCUUUUUUUCUAGGAGUUUAUUUUGAAAAAGUUUUAAAGAGUUCAGAUACUUCCCUUUGGGUGAGAAACAUUCAAAUGUAUCUGUCAGGGAUCGUGGUGACGUUAGUUGGUACCUACUUAUCAGAUGGAGCUGAAAUAAAAGAAAAAGGAUUUUUCUAUGGUUACACGUAUUAUGUCUGGUUUGUCAUCUUCCUUGCUAGUGUUGGAGGCCUCUACACUUCUGUUGUGGUCAAGUACACAGACAACAUCAUGAAAGGCUUCUCAGCAGCUGCAGCCAUUGUUCUUUCUACCAUUGCUUCAGUGAUGCUGUUUGGAUUACAGAUAACACUUUCCUUUGCAAUGGGAGCUCUUCUUGUAUGCAUUUCCAUAUAUCUCUAUGGGUUACCCAGGCAAGACACUACCUGCAUUCAACAAGAAGCAACUUCAAAAGAAAGAGUCAUUGGUGUGUGAUUGGAAUCUUAAGAUACUCCUAUAACGACUAAACUGUCAAUAAUAAAUUAGAGCCUUAAGUCAACCCCAGAUGGUAGCUUAAACAAUAUCAACAAAAUUACUGUAUGGCAUUAAGGAUCAAGAAGAAAACUGUAUGAGUGAAAUGCUUAAACAGAUUUAAUUUUAGAGUGUUUGGUAUCAAGCUGUAUUAUUUCAGAAUGAAGGACUUUACUACAGAGAGAGAGUGUGUGUGCAUGUGUGUAUGUAUACUGUGUACACAGAGCAUGGAGUUUACAUGGUAUCAAGAGGCAUGCACAGAGGAGACAACACAGGGUUAGAACAUCAGGUGAAACUACAAUAUUCAAUCAAGGUUUAAGAUUUGGUAUCUGAAGGUUCAAGUGCCAAAGCCAUUUCUGUCCACACUGUUCUCUCGUUCAGGUACCAGGAGGGGAAGCUUAGCCUUCCUUGUUGUCCAGUUCAUGGAUAGUACUUUGUCCCUGUAGUAGCAAAAAAUCUAGCUGCUUUUAUCAAAGUGAAGAAUGAAUAAGAUAAGACAGUUCAGAACAAAACCAGUGUGUAACUUCUAAAACAGAACCUAUUUCAUGGCUCAGACACUGACUUCUGUCUGGGUAAUGACUGAGAACUUCAGUGCUGUAUUUGUGCCAUUUACUGUCUGGUUCAUAUUUCUUUGCUGUUAGCUGAUAUACUUUUCAGAAAAUUUUCUAAGUCGCUUUUAUACUUUCUUUUUUAUAAAGUAUGGUUACCUGUUGGGCUCUCAAUUUGUGAACUUUAAGUGAUUUAAAAUAUUUCUAUAAUGUUAACGGGGAAAUCCAGCAAUAAAUUUAUUUAUAUCA
Molecule: messenger RNA, 1803 nt
Organism: Cricetulus griseus (Chinese hamster)
Lineage: Eukaryota; Metazoa; Chordata; Mammalia; Rodentia; Cricetidae
Gene: Slc35a1
Product: solute carrier family 35 member A1
Biological process (GO): pyrimidine nucleotide-sugar transmembrane transport
Cellular component (GO): Golgi membrane
Molecular function (GO): pyrimidine nucleotide-sugar transmembrane transporter activity
Source: RefSeq, marked provisional